GGGGUUUCCGGCACACGUUAUUGAAUAUUGUUUUAAGUCAUAACAUAAACUUACAUCAACAUUUUAAAGUGAAUUAGGGAGACUAUUUCAGAAUUAUAUUGUAAGCCAGUUAAUAUGAUCAAAUAUAUAAUUAAGAAUUAUUUGGAUAUUUGUAUUCGAACACCAGUGUUACUUUCGUUAUGAUAAAGAAAGUUGAGAAUGUCUGUCACUACACCGAAAAUGCCUUCAACAAAUCCUGUCAAAUCUGCGGAAACGGAGGACAAAACAGAGGUUGAAUCUCUCGAGUUGCCGACAAAAGAUCUUAAUGUAUCAUCGGAAUUAGGGGAACGGAACGAAGCUGAAUCAGUCAUACAAUAUUUCCUUGAAGCUUAUAAGGGUUAUAUUGUUCAGUGUGUCGACCACAAAGAUCUACUGUUUUAUAAAUACUUCUGCCGCGAAAAGAGGAAGCACUUCCGUGAAAUUGCCGCCUUACAAAGCAAAGACAGUGUAACACAUGAAAUGAUAGACACGAUCCUUUCAAUGGAGGAUAUUCCUGACAGAUUUUCAGCACUUGUCGCACUAUUUGAAGAAGAGUUCGAAAAUGAAAAGGUUUUGCGUAUUUUGAAAGGAGAAAAAAUUCCAUCGAAUCGUAGUGAAAACAAAGAAAAAAUACAGCGGGUGUGUAUGAAAGAAAUAUGCGAAAACCUUCUCGUAACUGAAAUUAUUCCAUACCUUAUAAAAGAUCGCCUGAUUUCUGAAUGCGAAGGAGAGUACCUUUUCAAUAUAGCGAAACGUGAAACACAGAGAGAUGCUGUAAUGGAGUUACUUCUAAAACUUCCAUCAAGGCAUCCAAAUUGGUAUGCAACAUUCAUAUUAUGUCUGAUAGAAUCAGGCCAUCACCAACUAGCAGAAAUGGUGGAUAAAGAAUUAUAUCAAAAAAUAAUGAAAGAUGACAGAAAACUGAAUGACAACCUUGAUGAAAUGAUGUCUUUAGUUUCUGGUCCAAUGAAGACAUGUACAUCAUUUCCUGAAUUCAGGCGUAGACUCAAUUUGCAGCAGUGUUCAACUCAACAAUCUACACCUCUAGAGAACAGAGAAAGUCUUAAAGACAAGCCGUCUACGAUGAGCCAAUCAAAGAGCUCUCCAAAUGAUGAAAGAGUUUGUAAGUGGAUAAUGGACAAUGAAAUUGGGACUCAAUGUUUGGAGCCAGAGAGUGACCACAGGCAAUCGAACGACAGACCCAGUAAAAACAAGAAAUUUAAAAGAAAGCGAAACAUUGAAAGAACUUUGUCCCUUGUACGAGACAGCAGUCCUUUACAUCAAGCUGGCUCUCAUCAGGUUCAUGGACGCUACCAGACCAUGAAUAUUCCAUUUAGUAACAUGGGAGAGCUACAAAAAGAACUGCAUGAGCAGACUCUCGUAAAGAAAUUGCUAGAAAAUCAAAGGUUUGAUGAAAUAGAGCAAGGUUCAACUGAUUUGUUAGAACUCGGCAGCAUUGACAAUCUGUGUGUUGACAAUGACUGGAAUAUACAAAUAGGAAGAAGUGAAUCCGAUCUUAGCAAUAUAUGUGUAGAACUGACAAGAAAUGAACCCCGUCGUAUGAAUACAGCAUUUUCAUCUGGCACUGAGGCCAACGAAAUUAUAAGCGAAAGUACUGCUUCAGCAUUGGAAGGGACUUCACAACAAAGUCGUGGACAGAAAAACAGUGAUCAAAAUAACGGAAACAUUCCAAAUGAAGAUCAGAAGUCCAACUUUCCAACCUUAAAACAGCUGUUCAGUGUGUCUUGUUUGCAUCCAGUCAAGAUAACAAUGACUUUAAAAGAACACCCAGAAUUGGAUAAAGCAAGCAACCUUAUUAACUGGAUAUCAAAAAGGGCAAAGGAGUUUGAUGAUGAUAUACUUGCACUGAAAGCUCACUACAUUUCUACAGUCAUACAAAAGGCUAAAGCCGAAAAUAUUGACGUUUGGAUAAACAGAUUGCUCACAGGAAGGGAACCAGACGGGUAUUAUGAAUGUCAAGAUCAGUUGAUACGACUUGCGUUGAAUGAGUUUCCGUAUAAAGAGUCUAGACACUUUCAGAGUAUUUUCUCACAGCUGCAAACUUUACCAGUGGGAGAUGGACUUUCAUCUUUAAAAACGUUAAUUAAAGGCUUAACAGUGAAAUUGUUAUCUGUUGACGAAAAUGUGACCUGUCCUACAAGCGACGAUGCAAAUAUACCAGGAGUAUCCGGUCCUUCAGAGAUUCACAUCCCCGAUACGACUAACCAGAUAUCAUCCCUUGUUACGCACGCAUGGCUUUGUAAUUGUCCCACAGAAAGAGGAGCAUCGCUGCAAUCUAAACCAGGAGUACGUUUAGAACAUGUGACAUCAAAUAAUCGAGAGUACCAAUUAAUCAAAGAGAAAAUGGCAAAAGGGUGUAGAAUUAUCUGUGUAAGUUCCUGUCGUCUAUAA
This is a messenger RNA of Mercenaria mercenaria, 2430 nucleotides long. RefSeq lists its product as uncharacterized. Bases 199 to 2430 code for a protein of 743 amino acids. The transcript has 17 exons. The record is from RefSeq and is a predicted model, not a curated record. Gene Ontology annotation, biological process: regulation of apoptotic process. Lineage: Eukaryota; Metazoa; Mollusca; Bivalvia; Venerida; Veneridae.